UUACGUAAGCACGAGUCUACGAACAAGAAUAGAUGUCCAACGAUAUAACGUGUUUAUGUUUCAAUGAAAAACAGAAUCUGGUUCCACCCAACCCCAUCUCCAUGUCUCUACCACUUUCUUCUCCAAAAUGGCUCACGCUCACCAUAUCUGCUAAACCACUCAACUCAAUUCUAUGUUAUCUUGUUUUCCUCAUCUUCGAUCUUCUUGAUGCUGUUUUCUGCGUUAUCUAUGGAUACCUUGAUGAACGCAUUGAAGGGGAGGCUUCCCCUUGUUGCUGCUCUAACCGGGAAAGGCAGAAGAGGAGGAUGAAUGUGGCAGAUGAUGGUCUAUCUGAUAGCUUGUAUGAGAGGAAGAACACUUUCAGGGAAAUGGGGUUCCUUCAAUUUGGGAGAAAGAAGGAAGGUUCCAAUAGAAAACAUGGUGGAGGUGGUGGAAGGUCACUGAACCGUUGGUCUGAUUGUGGCUGUGAGUCUUGCCUUUCAUGGGCCAAUGAUGGAAGUGACUAUAAACUUCAUUUUGUUUUGAAGGAGCCCUUGUUGGUCACUGGUGAGAACUUCAGGGGAAACUCUUCUGAGAAUGUGAUAUUCUUGCAUGGAUUUAUGUGCUCUUCUUCAUUUUGGACACAGACAGUGUUUCCAUAUUUUUCUGAAGAAGUGAAUGGUGACUACAGAUUGAUUGCCGUAGACCUGCUAGGAUUUGGUAAGAGUCCAAAGCCAAGAGAUUGCUCAUACACUUUGAAGGAUCAUGUGGAAAUGAUUGAGAAAUCUGUGAUUCAACCGUUGGAGUUAAGUAGUUUUCACUUGGUUGCACAUUCCAUGGGUUGCAUAAUUGCAUUGGCCCUGGCUGCAAAGUAUCCCAUGAGUGUAAAAUCAAUCACCCUUGUUGCUCCUCCAUACACAUCUUCAGAGGGAAAUGAUGCUUGUUUAAAUGCACUAUCAAUGCUUGCUGGAAAGAAACUGUGGUCCCCAUUGUCAUUUGGUUCUUCAUUUAUGUCAUGGUAUGAGCACUUGGGUCGAACCGUUUGCCUUGUCUAUUGCAGAAAUCACAGAAUGUGGGAGAGCAUUCUAAAAUUCAUUACUCGCAAGAGGGAUCUUCAUUUCUUGACCAUGGACAUGACCAGGCACACUCAUCAUUCAGCUUGGAGUUCCAUGCAUAAUGUGAUAUGUGGGGGAGCAAAAUUUGUGGAUACUUACCUUAUAAUUUUGACCAAAGUUGGUGUCAGAAUAAGUGUCAUUCAAGGUGAUCAAGAUCAGGUUGUCCCAAUGGAGUGUUGUAGAAACUUCAAGUUGAAGGCUCCAAAUGCUGAAAUCAACAUCAUUCCAAAUGCAGAUCACAGCACUGUAAUAUUUGGCAGAGAGAAGGAAUUUGCAUAUAGUCUGGAGCAUACAUGGGAAUCUUGCUGUUGAUACGAGUGAAUUUUAGUGGUGAAAUAUGGAAUCAUUUGUAGUAGAUUUUGUAUGAGAAAUAAAAUAGUAUACAACAUAACCUACUAAUGCCAAAAUGUUUAAUGCAUUUUUUUUAUAAAUCUUUUGUAAUGGACAAUUAUUUGUUGUGUACUCAAGAGUGGCUCUAUUAAAUAUUUUUCUAUUGUUGAAUUAGGUGAGAAAUAUGUAAAUUAUUUUUAAAAUGUAUUAUACUAUAAAAUAGCAUAUUUUAUUUUCAACAAA
Molecule: messenger RNA, 1667 nt
Organism: Cajanus cajan (pigeon pea)
Lineage: Eukaryota; Viridiplantae; Streptophyta; Magnoliopsida; Fabales; Fabaceae
Product: putative lysophospholipase BODYGUARD 4
Source: RefSeq, a predicted model, not a curated record